Messenger RNA from Cloeon dipterum, 2561 nucleotides. Its product is annotated as UPAR/Ly6 domain-containing protein crok-like. Gene Ontology annotation, biological process: sleep; positive regulation of voltage-gated potassium channel activity; regulation of synaptic transmission, cholinergic. The record is from RefSeq and is a predicted model, not a curated record. Lineage: Eukaryota; Metazoa; Arthropoda; Insecta; Ephemeroptera; Baetidae. The coding region runs from base 119 to 571 and encodes 150 amino acids. The transcript has 3 exons.
GGUGAAUAGCGAGCGUCCGCAGCAGGGCUCUUUUGCUGCUGCCGGGUCGAAGGUGGCCGUUGUGCAGCCCAAAGACGAGUAGUCGGUCCCUCACUCUCAAACACACAUACACACCACCAUGGAGCUCACGAGAGACUCGACCUGGAUGCUGCUUGUGGUCGGCGUUGUCCUCUGUUUCCUCGCACCCCAGGGGGAGUGUAUCAAAUGCUACGAGUGUAACUCCGAAUACGACCCCAGAUGUGCCGACCCCUUCGAUUCGUACUCAAUCGGUGAAGUAGACUGUGAUCUCAAGCCAAAACUGGAUCAUCUAAACCACCUCAACGCCACACUGUGCAGGAAAAUGGCGCAAAAAGUGAACGGGAAGCACCGGACGGUGCGUUCGUGCGGCUACCUGCCGGCCGAGGACAACAAGUUGGGCUGCAUUUUGCGAUCGGGCACGUACGAGGUACACGUGCAGUACUGCGCCUGCCAGGGCGACCUGUGCAACGAGGGGGCGCGUGCCGCCCCCGCCGCCCCCCUGGCGGUGGUGGCGGCCGCCGCCGCCGGCCUCGCUGCCCGCCGCCUGUUAUAACGGCCACGACGCUUCCACCGCCUUCAACCGACCCUCGAGAGCAUCGCAUAGUCAGGAUCAAAAGUAAAAGAAAAAAAGAGACGAAGCCGGCGCCACGAUUUGGUAGAGAUAAAAAUCUGGAGUUUCCCCUGGGGCAGCGCGCAGCCUGGAAUUUGCCUUAGGUUUAAUGCACAUUGCUGACCUUCUGAUUUUCCAACAGAAUAAUUACUUAUUAUAUUAAAUUAUGCAACGGAUUUGAAAAAAUCGGCCUUAGGUUCUGGAAUCGAUACGUAUUGUGUAGAAUGUUUGCGGAGCGAGGCUAUCAAACUGCAAAUUAGCGCGCACCUGACGUAGCUUAACGAUAAUAAAAUUAGACUAUGUCAUCGCGACGUAGCUAAUACGAAAAGGACGAAGAAAUGUUGUUAACUGAAACUCUCACCCUCUCACACUCAAACACACACACACACUCUCGAUUAUAACGAUAGGAGAAAAUCACUUUAUGGAGAAUAAAAUGCGCCUAACAAACACGUGGAACGAGACGAGAUAUUAACUAAUUAAUAAAACGCAAUAGCUGUGAUUUGCAUUCAAAAAGAUAAUAUCGCUUAUUAAAUACUUACCGACGAUGGGAAACGUUAUCAACUGCACUCGUACUUGUUAAACAACUCAAAAAGAAUUAAAAGAUGUAGUCACAGACACAGACACACAAACACUCACAAUCACACCAAAAACGCUGAAAAUUUCGCGCUGUGGCUUCAAAGGAUCUAGUUAAGUGAGAAUAAAAUGCUGCUUGAAUGCUGAGCUGUUUGGAAAAAUUGUUUUGUGCAACUGAAGUUCCGUUGCUGAGAUACAUACUAGUUGUGUUAUUAUAUAGCCUAUCGUUUUGCAAAUCUGAGCCAGUUUUUGUGUGUUAAAUCAGCUAGAAUUGUUUCAAGACGAAGAAGAAAAAUAACGAGAGGAAAAGUGUUUAUUGAUUCAUUGUUGACGCUUUUGCAUUGUUAAUUAUUAUCACAAGAAAACACUUGCUGAAAAUAAUACGAUACUGUAAUUUACAGUUGCUAGUUUCGAGUUGGGAUAUAUCCCGAAAAAUAAGGUAGAGAGGCACACAUAAAAUGUUUUUACGUAGCAAGACAACGGCGGGAUUUUUUUCGAGCCGCCGUUUCUCGGUUAGUUUUUGUUGGUGCAAACUGAAACGAGCGCAACGAAAACCAGUCCACGGUUGAAAACCAAACCACCCUCAAAAGAGAGAUUAACCACGUGCACUACCGAUGUACCACCGACAGACAGACAUUACUCUCACGUUCCGCUUAUGCAGUCGGAGCGUGCCGGGAAAACUGUGUAAAUAAAAGCUAUUCCAGUCCGAGGUGAAUUGAGAAAUUGCAUUUUGGCUGCUCAAUCUUGACUCAACUCUCGUGUUUAUUUAUUUUCUUCUCAUCUACGAUUAGUAACUUAACUGUAAGGACCUUUCUGUGUUUGCAACGAUCGUGACUCUUUAAGGCUCGGCCUGAACACCCAAAUCUCUGCCGUCGCCGGCGGGAUUUGCGGAUACGAAUUGGAUACGCUGAAAUUGACCGCAAGGAAUGCAAUGAACAUGAAAAUAUAUUUUUUGAAAAUGUUGACCAAGCCUUAAAGAAGUCGAGAGGUAGGCCGACCCGCGUCACUCACACACAUACUCGGUAGUUUUCACUCUCGACCCUUGACCUGAUAGGAACUGUGCCCACUCAGCAAUAUUCGCGUGAUUCUCGAGUCGAUCUCUCGCCACUGCCUGCGUUUUUACGUUCCUGCAUCAUCUUUGACGUGCAUUUUAGUUGAUAAUCUCUUUUCAGGAGAAGGCUUCGAAUUUCCCUCACCAUUAGUUGUUAGCCUUGUUUUGCCGGUUUGUUGAAAAACCGGCGGCAAUACUUGUUUCUCGGAAGAGUCUUAUGAUAUUUGAUUAUAUUGUUCUAGUCUGCUACAUACGGUGUAAAUAAAAACGUGAGAAUAAGUUUUAGAUAUUAAAGGUUGUGAAAAUAUA